Kazachstania africana CBS 2517 is the source of this 393-nucleotide messenger RNA. It is a transcript of the gene HAP3, whose product is annotated as Hap3p. Bases 1 to 393 code for a protein of 130 amino acids. Gene Ontology annotation, biological process: regulation of transcription by RNA polymerase II. The record is from RefSeq and is a predicted model, not a curated record. The transcript has a single exon. Lineage: Eukaryota; Fungi; Ascomycota; Saccharomycetes; Saccharomycetales; Saccharomycetaceae. Gene Ontology annotation, molecular function: protein heterodimerization activity; RNA polymerase II cis-regulatory region sequence-specific DNA binding; DNA-binding transcription activator activity, RNA polymerase II-specific. Gene Ontology annotation, cellular component: CCAAT-binding factor complex; nucleus.
AUGAAUGAAGGUGAUCUUAAUAGUAGUAAUAUGGCCUCUCAUCAUUCGGAGUUGAGAGAGCAAGAUAGGUGGCUCCCAAUAAACAAUGUGUCGAGAUUGAUGAAAAACACACUGCCACCAACUGCAAAGGUCUCAAAGGACGCUAAAGAAUGCAUGCAAGAAUGUGUCAGUGAGUUCAUAUCUUUUGUAACGAGCGAGGCAAGUGACAGGUGCGCUGCUGACAAGAGAAAGACCAUAAAUGGUGAGGACAUUUUGGUAUCUUUACAUGCUCUCGGUUUUGAGAACUAUGCAGAAGUAUUGAAGAUAUACUUAGCCAAAUACAGACAGCAGCAGGCAUUGAGAAAUCAACAACAGCAACCGAGUGAGAGCGACGGGAGUGAAAGUAACGAAUAG